Molecule: messenger RNA, 774 nt
Organism: Chrysochloris asiatica (Cape golden mole)
Lineage: Eukaryota; Metazoa; Chordata; Mammalia; Afrosoricida; Chrysochloridae
Gene: PHETA2
Product: family with sequence similarity 109, member B
Exons: 1
Coding region: 1-774 (257 amino acids)
Biological process (GO): receptor recycling; retrograde transport, endosome to Golgi; endosome organization
Cellular component (GO): early endosome; trans-Golgi network; recycling endosome
Source: RefSeq, a predicted model, not a curated record
AUGAAGCUGAACGAGAGAAGUGUGACCCACUAUGCACUAAGCGACUCCCCAGCGGACCACACAGGCUUCCUGCGCACAUGGGGAGGCCCAGGGACCCUGUCCACUCCCAGUGGCCCUGGCCGAAGAUGCUGGUUUGUCCUCAAGGGCAACCUGCUGUUCUCCUUCGAGAGCCGUGAGGGCCGGGCCCCUCUGAGCCUGGUGGUGCUGGAGGGUUGCACUGUGGAGCUGGCUGAGGCUCCAGUGCCUGAAGAGUUUGCUUUCACCAUCCGCUUUGAUGCCCCUGGUGUGCGGCCAUACCUGCUGGCUGCAGAUGGACCAGCGGCCCAGGAGGCCUGGGUGAAGGCGUUGUCUCGGGCAAGCUUUGGCUACAUGCGCCUGGUGGUGCGUGAGCUGGAGAAUCAGUUACGUGAUGCCCGCCAGAGCCUAGCCUUGCAUCACGGAUCAUUGUGGAAGGCUGGCGCCAGCCGCUGUAAAUCCCAGGCUCCUAACCACUGUUUCCGGGGCCUGGAGAAUGGCCACUCUGCCCCCAAUGACAGCAAUCCUGUGGGCUUGCCUGACUGCAGCAGACCAUCAGGGUGGGCCUCAGCUGAGUGGGACUUACAGGGUCCUGCUAACCUCCUCCUAGGCAGGGGACAGAGCCCUGUGUCCCCUGAGACCUCUUGCUUCUCUACCCUACACAACUGGUAUGGUCAGGAAAUCAUGGAGCUGAGGCGGGGCUGGCUGCAGAGGGCCCAGCGGGGCACACUAGAAUUGGAGAAUAAGAACAGGCCCUGA